This is a messenger RNA of Penaeus indicus, 1455 nucleotides long. RefSeq lists its product as uncharacterized. Bases 1 to 1455 code for a protein of 484 amino acids. Lineage: Eukaryota; Metazoa; Arthropoda; Malacostraca; Decapoda; Penaeidae. The transcript has 2 exons. The record is from RefSeq and is a predicted model, not a curated record.
AUGUCAAAGCUGUCCAGAAAAAAGAGAGUAAAAGAGAAAAUUAAAAGUAUUAGAACACCAGAAUCCUUAAAGAGAUUAGCCCAGGGACUCCAGUUAAAGGACCAGAGCAAGUCUCCAGUCUUGGUCAAACAGGAAACACCAAAGACAUCUGUUGAAGUUAAACUAAAGAAGCGAAUUAUGCUUAAGAAUAUAGUAGGAGAUAAGAUCCUUAAACAGGAGAGAACCUCCACCCCAGUGAGUGAGGAGGAUGGCUCUGAAAGUGAGGAUGGCAGGAGGCGAAGAGGGAGAAGAAGAGGUCACAGCAGUGAGUCCACCUCUUCCAUUGAUGAAUCACAGCUCUCUCCAGUUAAAAUGCCGCAGGGUAUUCAAGUUGAUCAUGAAGCAUCAGUAGAUUACUUGAAUCUUGAUUCUGUGUUACAGAAAGUACCUGAUAACAUGGCAAGUGAUAAGAUACCCAUUGUCAUUAUGUCAAAUUCUGAUCAAGAAGACAAACCUUCCAAAGCAAUGCCAAAGAGUCGCAAAUCUCGGAACUUUCUUGAAGAUAAAGCCAAAACCCGAGCUUUCAUGAAAUUGGCUUCAUCAUCCAGUGAAAACUCUCUGGAGAGCAAGGAGGAACUUAUGACUUGUAUAGAAGACAAAGAAACCACAGAAAUGGCAGGUUCAUGUUCACAAAAAAAUGUCAAAACAGAAACAGUAACAUCAAAGAGUAAAGAGACAAGGAGCAUGGAUUCCAAAUUAGAUUCAAGAGAUAGUAAAGAGUCAGAGGUUAGUGAAGGAAGCAAACAUCUACUGAAAUCUAAUGAGGCAUUUAAACUUAGCACUUCACUCCCAGUGAAAGGCGAGAAGGAACAAGCCGCAAAGGGAUCCCCUUUGAUGGUUAGAGUAUCAGAUAUUAUUUCAUUUACUAUGGCAAGCAAAAGUCAGAAGCCAAGUUUGGCUGGUGGAAAAUUCAAUAUUAGAAUGCAGAAUACUGAAUUAAGUUCCUUGACUGGUAGAGUCAAGACUGCUGAAUCGGGAUCAAGUAUGAAAACCAUCCUGCUUAAGGGAGAUAAAGCUAGUGUUCUACCCAAAGCUUUUAUCAAAGUCGGUGAGAUAUCUGGACAAGAUCAUUUUCUCAUUCCCGGUAAUUCCCUGGGUCAAAAGUAUCCAGUAAUAGAUUACACAGACAUUGAAACUCAAGAAGUGGUGGUUGGAGGAGAGCUGGAAGAUCCAAGUUCUCAAUCAAUGAUGGUUGGUCAUCUUCCAGAGGAGAUGGAUUUGAUGGCAAAUGAAGAGCUAGGAUCCAGUAGUGAAGAGGAGAGAACAAAGUCUCCUGAACCCCAGUGUUCUACAAAGAAAGAAGCUCUCUCCCCAGAAGGAAAGGUAGCUUUAGAUCACUCUUAUUCAUCAGGUAGUAGUGAAGGAGGGAAGGUGGUCAGCACCUCUAAAAAAGAAGUCAUUGCCAGCUUCAUGUGA